UGGCUGAGUCAGGCGAAAGUGAAACAGAGAGGCAGAGUCAGGGCGAAAAGAGUAAUACACAGUGGAAGAGAGUGUGGAGACUAAAGAGUGGUCGUUGAUUUGGUGGCUGAUUGGGUGACGCACCAAUGGUCGUUGCCUCUAUUCGCCUUCCUUCUUCCCUUGCCUCUCUUUCUCCCAUCGCUCCUCGAUUUUCAUGGGGCAGAUCUGCUUCUUCACUUCCCUCCUUUGCCCUUCCUCUCCUCAGACCUAUUUUCCAGGCUCGCCUUCGCUCCAGUUCUGCUGAUGAAGACUCUGUGGUGGGAUCACCUGCGGAUCAAUCAGAAAUGAUAUUCAUGGGAACGGGAACUAGUGAAGGGAUUCCGCGAGUUAGCUGCUUGACUAAUCCUCUUAAGAAAUGCCCGGUCUGUUCCAAGGCUACUGGACCGGGUAAUAAGAAUAGGAGAUUUAACACAAGCAUUCUUAUUCGUCAACCGAGCUCCUCAGGAAGCCGCAAUGUUCUAAUAGAUGUUGGGAAAUUUUUCUAUCAGAGUGCUCUUCGAUGGUUUCCUACAUUGGGGCUAAGAACACUUGAUGCAGUUAUUAUUACUCAUUCACAUGCUGAUGCAAUUGGAGGUCUUGAUGAUCUUCGAGAUUGGACAAACAAUGUUCAACCAUCUAUUCCAAUAUAUGUAGCUGAGCGUGACUUUGAGGUGUUGAAGAAGACACAUUAUUAUUUAGUAGAUACAAGUGUUGUCAUCCCUGGUGCUGCAGUAUCAAAGUUGCAAUUCAAUAUCAUAUCUGAAGAGCCAUUUUUUGUGCAUGGAUUGAAGAUUACUCCCUUGCCGGUGUGGCAUGGCCAAGGUUAUCGUUCCCUUGGUUUCCGUUUUGGGGAUGUAUGUUACAUUAGUGAUGUUAGUGAAAUUCCAGAGGAAACCUAUCCACUUUUGAAGGAUUGUGAAAUUCUAAUUCUGGAUGCUCUGAGGCCUGAUCGCUCUAGUUCCACACAUUUUGGACUUCCAAGGGCAAUAGAGGAAGUGCGAAAAAUACAACCCAAGAGGACACUGUUUACUGGUAUGAUGCAUCUGAUGGAUCAUGAAGAAGUGAACAACUAUCUCGCAAAAUUCUUGGAGUCUGAGGGUCUUGACAUGCAACUCAGCUAUGAUGGGCUUCGCAUUGCAGUAAAACUAUAGCGGAUACACGCAUCAGGUUCUUGCUUAGAAGAGAUAUACUAGCUUUUGGCUAAAGCAUUGUUUUUUAUUUUAGGCUUAUCCAAUAAAAAAAAUACAAAUUUUUUAGUAAUUGUUAGAAUAAGGCUCCCAUCUAGGACAAUGCCUGGACUCUAGAAGAAAGAGAAAAAUAGGAAAAAGAUGAACAUCCCUUCAGGUAAAUCCCCAUGAUUAUGAGGAAAAGUUCACUAAAUAUCUUGUCAUCCUUCUUACUUGAUUGUGGUUGGUGGUUUUCUUAUUACUCUUGGCGUGUUGGAGGAUUGAAUUUUAUCAUUUUGGGCCGCUGAAAAAGGUGAAACCCCUUAUUGACUUGUAGUGACAAUCAGACAUGAUAAAUUACAUUUUCCAGGUGUCCCUCUCUGUCAAUGUAAUUGGAAUUCGGAGCUUAUAGUUUAGGAACGAAUCUUAUCCUAUCUACUUGAAAUAGAAAUUCAUGUUACUGA
This is a messenger RNA of Prosopis cineraria, 1648 nucleotides long. RefSeq names its product putative hydrolase C777.06c. The transcript is spliced from 12 exons. The record is from RefSeq and is a predicted model, not a curated record. NCBI's taxonomy places the organism in Eukaryota, Viridiplantae, Streptophyta, Magnoliopsida, Fabales, Fabaceae. The coding region runs from base 126 to 1169 and encodes 347 amino acids.